This is a messenger RNA of Cucurbitaria berberidis CBS 394.84, 828 nucleotides long. RefSeq names its product enoyl-CoA hydratase/isomerase. Gene Ontology annotation, molecular function: enoyl-CoA hydratase activity. Gene Ontology annotation, biological process: fatty acid beta-oxidation. The transcript is spliced from 2 exons. The record is from RefSeq and is a predicted model, not a curated record. The coding region runs from base 1 to 828 and encodes 275 amino acids. Gene Ontology annotation, cellular component: mitochondrion. Lineage: Eukaryota; Fungi; Ascomycota; Dothideomycetes; Pleosporales; Cucurbitariaceae.
AUGGCAAACCUAGAGACCCAACCCCCUCCCACCAAAUUCCUCCAGCUGAGCUAUCCAGUGCCUCGUGUCGUUCUCGCGACAAUGUCCCGCCCAAAGGAUCUCAAUUGCAUGAACACGAGCGCACACUGGGAAAUGGACGCUUUCUGGAAAUGGUUAGAUCUCGAGCCUUCUCUUACAGUGGCCAUAAUCACUGGCUCAGGCCGUGCCUUCAGCGCAGGUGCUGAUCUGAAAGAGUGGGACAACAGCAUGGCAGCGGAUGCGGAUCCAAAAAAUAGACUGGGAAAUGCGCCUGCAUUCAAGCCGUUGAGUCGAAGAUUGGGGAAGAAGCCGGUGAUCGCCGCGGUCAAUGGGCUAAGUAUGGGCGCAGGGACAGAAUUCGCAAUCAAUUGUGAUCUCGUCGUUGCGGCCGAGAACGCCUACUUCGCCCUUCCAGAAGUCAAACGCGGCGUGUCCCCUAUUGGCGGAGCACUUCCACGCAUCAUUCGGACGCUUGGCCUUCAACGUGCGAGUGAAUUUGCGCUCACAGGCCGAAAUGUCUCAGCGAAAGAACUACACAGUUGGGGUCUUGUCAACAGCGUGGUUCCGCUCGAAGGUCUCAUAGCAGAGGCGGUCAGGUACGCGACCAUGAUCGCAGAGAACAGUCCAGAUGCGAUCAUCUGCACGAGGGCAGGCCUCAGAGAAGGUUGGGAGAGCGCCAGUGUGGAGAGGGCUGUUGAGAUCACGCUCGAGCGGGAGUUUGCACAGUUGCAAAGAGGAGAGAAUAUUCUAGAGGGCUUAAAGGCGUUUACGGAGAAGAGGAGGCCUGUUUGGAAAGCUUCGAAAUUAUAG